CUUCGGAGUUAAAACAAAUAAUAUGUAAGCCAUUUGAAAUUUUCACAGCAUACAGAUAGUUGUUUCCAUCGUGACGAAAACAUUCUACUUUGACGACAAAAUAUAUUAUUGUUAAUUUAGUAAUUUCAAUUUUAUAUUUAUCCGAUGUGUUAAAACUAUUAUUGUAGUUACUUCUCAAUUAAAUACUUAACGUAGAUUCAACAUUAUGUCAUUCUUCAGAUCACUCAAGUCAAAACUGCCGUGGGCAAAAUUAGUAAUGGAUGGGAUUCAACAAAGGUGUUUUCGCACGUCGUCUGCUGCAUCUAAAGGCAGUCAAGUUUCUAUGAGCAACUUAGACACCGUACCUUUGCCAUAUGAAUGUUUGCAGAGCCGUGUAAAAAUCGUUGCCGAUAGAAUAGGAAAGCCAUUGUCCUUAACAGAAAAAAUACUUUACUCUCACUUGGAUGACCCCAAGAACCAAGAACUCAAACGCGGUGAAUCUUAUUUAAAAUUAAGACCUGACCGCGUGGCUAUGCAAGAUGCAACGGCUCAAAUGGCUAUGUUACAAUUUAUUUCAUCUGGUUUACCAAAAGUCAUGGUUCCAUCCACCAUUCAUUGUGAUCACUUGAUUGAAGCUCAGAUUGGUGGGAAAGAAGACUUGAAAAAAGCCAAAGAAAUUAAUCAAGAAGUAUAUGGGUUUUUGCAAACGGCUGCCGCUAAAUACGGAGUUGGUUUUUGGAAACCAGGUUCGGGCAUAAUUCACCAAAUUAUUUUGGAAAACUACGCUUUUCCUGGAUUAUUAAUGAUUGGUACUGACUCUCAUACACCUAACGGUGGUGGUCUCGGCGGUUUGUGUAUUGGAGUUGGUGGGGCGGAUGCUGUUGAUGUUAUGGCUGACAUUCCAUGGGAACUCAAAUGCCCAAAAAUUAUUGGUGUUCACCUAAGUGGAAAAAUGUCUGGUUGGACUACACCAAAAGAUGUUAUCUUGAAAGUGGCUGAUAUUGGUUAUACUGACGACUUGCGCAUGUAUUAA
Molecule: messenger RNA, 1012 nt
Organism: Cinara cedri
Lineage: Eukaryota; Metazoa; Arthropoda; Insecta; Hemiptera; Aphididae
Source: the annotation of a GenBank genome assembly